Nanorana parkeri is the source of this 2253-nucleotide messenger RNA. It is a transcript of the gene CNOT3, whose product is annotated as CCR4-NOT transcription complex subunit 3. The annotation marks the transcript as partial. The record is from RefSeq and is a predicted model, not a curated record. Gene Ontology annotation, cellular component: nucleus; CCR4-NOT core complex; P-body. The transcript is spliced from 15 exons. Lineage: Eukaryota; Metazoa; Chordata; Amphibia; Anura; Dicroglossidae. Gene Ontology annotation, biological process: regulation of stem cell population maintenance; regulation of DNA-templated transcription; nuclear-transcribed mRNA poly(A) tail shortening.
CUACACAAUGCAGCAAAUGCAAACCAGAAAGAAAAAUAUGAAGCAGAUUUGAAGAAGGAGAUAAAGAAACUACAGCGAUUGCGGGACCAAAUAAAGACAUGGGUAGCAUCCAAUGAGAUCAAAGACAAGAGGCAGCUCAUUGAAAACCGGAAACUAAUCGAGACGCAAAUGGAAAGGUUUAAGGUAGUAGAACGUGAAACAAAGACAAAAGCGUACUCUAAGGAAGGUCUUGGUUUGGCUCAGAAGGUGGACCCAGCUCAGAAGGAAAAAGAAGAAAUUGGGCAGUGGCUAACGAGCACAAUUGACACAUUGAAUAUGGGUGUGGAUCAGUUUGAAAGUGAAGUGGAAUCUUUAUCUGUACAAACACGGAAAAAGAAAGGCGACAAAGAUCAGAAGCAAGACAGGAUCGAGGGAUUGAAGCGGCAUAUAGAGAAACAUAGGCAUCACAUUCGAAUGCUAGAAACCAUCCUGCGAAUGUUGGAUAAUGACUCCAUCAAUGUGGACGCCAUCAGGAAGAUUAAGGAUGAUGUAGAAUACUAUGUGGACUCUUCCCAAGAACCUGAUUUUGAGGAGAAUGAGUUCCUAUAUGAUGACCUUGAUUUAGAAGACAUUCCACAGGCACUGGCAGCUACUUCCCCACCGAGUCACAGUCACAUGGAAGAUGAGAUCUUCAAUCAGUCUAGUAGUACUCCCACCUCCACGACAUCAAGCUCUCCUAUUCCACCAAGUCCUGCAAAUUGCACGACAGAAAACUCUGAAGAUGACAAGAAAAUUCGUGGCAGGUCUACAGACAGUGAAGUUAGUCAGUCACCAGCAAAGAACGGAUCUAAAAGUAUACAUAACAGCCAUCAUUCUCAGUCCCCGGCAGUAACUCCAAGUUACCAAAUAGGAAGCAGUUCCAGCACGUCAUCUUCUCUGGGAAAUGGCCCAGGUACAAACAGCAAUGGCACAGUAUCGAACAGCAGUUGUACAACCAGUAAUAGCAGCACCAACAACAAAAACAACCCUCCCAGUGGACCCACAUCUGGUACACCUACUCCUUAUGCACAGGCAGUGGCUCCUACCCCAUCUAAUGCAAAUGCAUCCCAGCCUAGACCUCCCAAUGUCCAGCUCAACACAAGCAAACAAAAUGGAGCAACAAGUUACAGCUCCGUAGUAGCAGAAAACGCCACAGAUUCUGCACUUAGUAGUAGCAGUCAAUCACAAUCAAGCCAGUCUGUGAUUCACAACCCACCAACAAGCACUGCGAAAGAGACAAACGUCUCUCAGCCAUCCAGCAACAACAGCUGCACCAGCACUGGAUCAAGUUUACUAUUACCCUUAAGUGUAAACUCUCCAAGUUCUCCAUCACCAAUCUUCAGUGACCCUAAACCCAAUCAGCCACUUCUUAACGGCCCACCUCAGUUUAGUUCUACGUCGGAGAUAAAGGCACCUGAGCCCCUAAGUACACUGAAAUCGAUGGCUGAACGAGCAGCUAUUGCAACUAAUUUAGAAGAUCCAGUGCCUUCUAUGCACCUGGCCGAGCGAGAAAUCCUCAUCACUACAACCACGACACAGCCAGCUGCCAGCCAACCCUCAACGCAGCUUACCGAAGUGAACAUCCCUCUCUCUCUGGGUGUGUGUCCCUUAGGCCCUGUCCCACUCACCACAGAUCAGCUUUACCAACAAGCUAUGCAAGAGGCUGCAUGGCAUCAUAUGCCACACCCAUCAGAUUCAGAAAGAAUAAGACAGUACCUCCCACGGAAUCCAUGUCCAACUCCUCAAUAUCACCAUCAGAUGCCUCCACCUCAUUCAGACACAGUGGAAUUCUACCAGAGACUUUCUACGGAAACUCUUUUCUUUAUCUUCUACUACCUGGAGGGCACUAAAGCACAGUAUUUAGCUGCUAAAGCAUUGAAGAAACAGUCUUGGAGGUUUCACACCAAAUAUAUGAUGUGGUUUCAGAGGCACGAGGAACCCAAGACAAUAACUGAUGAAUUUGAGCAGGGAACAUACAUCUACUUUGACUAUGAAAAAUGGGGCCAGCGGAAGAAGGAAGGUUUCACCUUUGAGUACCGUUAUCUGGAAGACCGUGAUUUACAGUGACCUUUUCUACAUCACCAAACCUCGCCUUCCGGUUUCACAGAGGCAGACAGCAAAAUGGGGAAUGCAGAGGGUAGGGGCCGAAGAUAUCUCUUCAGUCUCAUUCCCAUGAAGAGCUGGGAGGAGAGAAAAUAUGGACAAACGCUUAAAUGCAUGCAGUUAAAAAAAAAA